This is a messenger RNA of Mercurialis annua (annual mercury), 3946 nucleotides long. RefSeq lists its product as uncharacterized. NCBI's taxonomy places the organism in Eukaryota, Viridiplantae, Streptophyta, Magnoliopsida, Malpighiales, Euphorbiaceae. The record is from RefSeq and is a predicted model, not a curated record. The transcript is spliced from 20 exons. Gene Ontology annotation, molecular function: protein binding. Gene Ontology annotation, biological process: mitotic spindle organization; regulation of mitotic cell cycle. Gene Ontology annotation, cellular component: mitotic spindle. The coding region runs from base 123 to 3818 and encodes 1231 amino acids.
CUUGCAUUUACAUUUUUGUACCAGUUUCCCGCCUCGUCUCUCUCCUCCAAAUCAUAACGGCUACGCCUACCAUAUGAAGAACACUAAAAAUCUCAAAUUAAAUUAGGGUUCUCAAUUCAAAAAUGAAGCCAAAUCGCAAGUUCAAGAAACAAGACGCAUCAUCUCCUAAACUGCAGCAGCAGCUUCUUUUGGAAGAAAUCAUUGGAUUGACAACGAAGAACGCUAAUGGAUUAGCUUCGAAUGUGUGUACAUCCAGCUGUGCUUACGUGGCAGGCUGCGUGGUGGUUGUUUACAAUGUGGAUUCCGGCAAACAAUCGCAUCUCAUGGUGUCUCAUCGAUCGCCUAAGCCCUUGAGCUGUGUGGCUCUCUCACACGACGGACGUUUUAUUGCUGCUGGAGAGUCAGGGAAUAAACCUACAGUUCUAGUGUGGGACUGUUCAACUUUGGCUUUGAUAUCUGAACUGAAGGAUCACCUAUAUGGAGUUGAAUGUAUCUCUUUUUCGCCUGAUGGGGAGCAUCUUGUAUCUGUUGGGGGCUAUAUCUAUCUUUGGAAUUGGCGGAGUGGGGUGCUGGUAACAAAGCUAAAGGCAAGUUCAUCUUGUUCUGCUGUUACCUCUGUGAGCUUCUCAACUGAUGGCAAAUUCGUCAUUACUGCUGGGAAGAAGCACUUGAAGUUCUGGACAAUUGGAUCAUCUCCUGGGACCCGCUUAAAUAAAGGGACCAUUUCAGUGACAACGCAUGGCAGACCUGUUAAUCUGGGUCCUCAGAAAGGAAGAUCGUUUUCAUCUGUCACAUCUGCAGUGACUAGUAAUGGUCUUGUUAAUAGUAAACAAGCUGGUGAUCCAUUUCCUGUUUAUGCAUUAACUGAUGAAGGUGUUUUAUGCCUCGUGGAUAAUGGGUUAGCAAUACGAAAGUCAGUUGAUCUAAAGGUUGAAAAAGGUUUUGCUCUAUCUGCAUCUGAUAACCUCAUUGCCUGUGCAUGUUGUAACGGAAUUGUACAACUCUUUACUAUUGAGACUCUCAAUUACUCUGGAAGUUUACUAUACUCCCAAACCAAAAGUUGCCAGGGGGAAACUGAUGUUGUCUACCAGAGCAGCACCACUGAAAAAGAUUUUCAACUUAUACCUACUCUUCCUGAUGCUUUAGCUUGUCAAUUUUCUACCUCAGAAAAGUUGGUGGUUAUAUAUGGAGAUCAUUCUCUCUAUGUAUGGGAUAUCCAUGACAUGAAUAAGACCAGGAAGUGUUGUGUGCUAGUUUCACACGCUGCAUGCAUUUGGGAUGUCAAAAACCUUUGUUGCGAAAACAUGCAUGAUCCAUCUCUUGCAUGUGUUGCUAGAGGCUGUCCUGGCGGAGUUUCCUUUGCAACAUGCUCAGCUGAUGGUACUAUUAGGGUCUGGGAUCUAGCUUUGCAACCUGAUUUGGUAGAUAAUGACUCUGGCAGUCAUCUUUUUAAUACAGAAUCAUUGGUUACUAUGCGUUUAGUUAGUGCUGGAAUUUUUGAGCGGAACAUCAUGGAGGCGAGGAUUAGGACUCAGGGGUUUCGCUCAAUGGCUGCUAGCUCAGAUGGGAAGUACCUGGCAGCUGGCGAUUGUGAGGGAAACCUUCACAUCUACAAUCUGGACACAUCUGACUACACUUGUUUUCAGGGUGUCCAUGAUGCAGAGAUCCUUUCGUUGAGCUUCAGUUUGUCAAGCAACAAAUGUGAUUUUUCUAAAGAAGUCGUGGAUGGCAAUUACUUCCUUGCAUCAGGGGGGCGUGAUCGAAUCAUCCAUCUUUUCGAUGUGAAAAGGGAAUUUAAUCUCAUUAAGAGUAUCGAUGACCACUCAGCUGCUGUGACAUCUGUAAAGCUCACUCGUCAGGAAAUUCUAAGUUGCAGCGCUGAUAGGUCUCUCGUGUUCCGAGAUAUUUCCACAGCAGAUGGUGGCCAUAAGAUUUCUCGUCGUCAACAAUUACUAGCAUCUCACGGAACUGUGUAUGACAUGGCUGUAGAUCCAAAUAUUGAGUUUGUUGUAACAGUUGGACAGGAUAAGAAGAUCAAUAUAUUCGACAUUGCUUCUGGGAAGCUAAUGAGAUCGUUCAAGCAGGAUAAAGAUUUUGGAGAUCCAAUAAAGGUCACAGUCGAUCCAAGCUGUAGUUAUUUGGCGUGCUCCUACUCUAACAAGUCUUUGUGCAUCUAUGACGCUAUCAAUGGAGAGAUGGUUGUUCAAGUCAUGGGUCAUAGUGAAGUUAUAACUGGUGUCAUCUUCUUACCUGACUGUAAGCAUAUUGUAUCAGUCGGAGCUGAUGGUUGCAUAUUUGUAUGGAAACUGCCUGCAUUUAUUUCUUCCAAAAUGCUGCAGAGAAUGAUUUCCAAAAACUUGGUCCUGCCAGCUACUCUCAGUCGAAUUUUAAUUUCUGAAGAGGAAGAUCAGGUGUGUGGAAUCGAUAGUCAAGAUGUACUUUUACAGGAGUUUAAUCAAUUUGCAAAAGAAGUGCUUGACCAAGGAGGGGGCCCUCAAAGGACACCAAGAUUUAGAUUUAGCAUUUCAAGACUUCCCAUGUGGGCACAAUCUAAAGUCGCAGACUCGAGUAUCAUAGUGAAUCCUAAUUUCACAUGUUCUCAGCCACAACUGCAAAUAGAGGAAAACAAUCUUUCUCCUAUUAUCACUGGUGAAGGGAAAUAUGGACUUUUCUGCCAUGAAGCUCAGACUCCACCCAGUAUUGGUGUAAGGGGCAAUGCUUCACGACUAAGCAGGCUUUCCAGAAGAUCUCCUGAAAACCACAGCAGCCAAACUUCACCUAUGUCCCCAGAAUCUCUUUGCUAUUUUUCCGGAGACAACCGCUGGCUUCAAGUCUACACUGUAUGUCUUGAUCUACUCGAUUCCCCAGAGUUGAAGUUCCUAAACGAUCUGAAGGUGCCGAACUUGUCAUCCCAUUUAUCACAGAAUCCAGCCCAAAUACAUCCGAAUGGUGAGUGCUCUUUCCAAAAACCAUGUCUGUUAAUGGAUGGUGAACAUGAAGCCCCUUCCAGAAGACGUGUUAGUUCCCAUAAUUAUGGCCUCAUGGGUAAUUAUGAUCAUACAUUUGGCAUGAAUAAUACAAGCACAUUAAAUAAGGCAGUUUCUGCUCACAUGGCAGAGCAACUGAGUUUGCAUAAAUCUGGAAGUCACAUGAAAAAAGCUAUGUCAGUUGAUUACCGCCUUAUGAAGUCUGAAGACAGUGACCAUGUCCUGCAGCAUUUUGGCAAUUUUUCAACGGGCUGCAAGGCGGAAGGAGGUAAUUCAGCAGCGAGAAGAUAUUCCGGACGGUAUUCUGUGAGGCUGGACUAUCCUGGAGAGUGCAAGAAACUCUUUGAUACAACUUCUGGAAACCAGAAUCAGGAGGAAAAGCAUGAGACAAAUUCCUGUAGACAGGAGGAGGCGAAGAACUCCAUGCAGAUUUCAAGUCAUGCUUUACCACAAGCGGAAUCAAUUAAACCCGAAGCCACGGAUCAAAAGAACGUUAUACCUAAUUUGCAGCAGCGAACCAAUGUGUGCAUGGAGGCAUUGCUUCAUUUAGACGUUGCUGCUCAAAAUGUGUUUGAUCUAUUUGCAGAAUUAGAAACUGGAGACUUCAAAGAAGAGAAAUGUGGAGCUAAGCUGUAUGAUGAGGCAAGUAAAGUAGUUCCAACAAUUUCUGAAAAACUAAAUGCAAUUGCAGAACUAGUGCAAUGCAGGAACAAGUCUUCAUGGAAUAGUAUGGUUCAAGUUACAGGAUAUGAGCCUUUAAUCGAAACAUUUGCGGAGAAUUUAUCACAAAGAGUCAUGGAGAUGGUAAAGAAGAACCUCAACAAAGACUAGUUUUGCUUAAAGGUGAUAAAUUGUAAAUACCAAAUAAGUUCUUAGCACUAGGAAUGUAUAAAGCAAAAUGGACCUUUAAGACAUGAAUUUUCCUAGAUUUGUAGAUGACAUGAUUGCAUUGUCCGGUU